ACUUGGCGCUAUAUUCAGCCACUGUUUUAAGGAAAUCAACGCCACGCUUUGCGGCCAUUACACUGCAGCUUCUCCGCCUGAACAAACACAACAACCGUGCUCUCCGAAAUGACGAAAGCUACUGAGUCUAGCAGUGAUGGUCUAAGAUUCGUACAGCUUACCAGAGCUGAGGUGAAACAGGAUGCCGUUCAUGAUUUUGUGGCGCAUACCGCAGAUGGCAUUCACAUUGCCAUGAUUGGCUCUAAAACGAAAAUCAUCACACUAGAGUUGACUACAAAGGUCAACUGUCAUGGUCCGUCUCCAUACACCUGCGCCGUCUACGAUUUACGCAUGGAAAGACCGUUGGACAAACUGGCAAAGAAAGUAAAUCUCGCCAAAAUCUAUGAUAGCUGCGAUGUGCUGGAGACACAGAGUUUGACUUUGGAGCCGGUCUACAUUGCUAACUGCUCAACAGAGGUGCCGCCGGCUAAAUUGGUCGCAGCCAAUUGGGCACCCAUGCCUCUAAAAAAUGGUCAAAUGUUGCUUGCUGCAUUGAACAGUCAUGGCUCGCUUAUGUUUCUGUCGCAGCCGUCGGGACACACACGGUGGCGACGACUGGAGGGCUUAGAUGUGGCCGAUACACUAAAUGAAACAAUUUUGCCUCCAUUCGAAGUACCCGCCAAAAAUAUAAAGACAUUUAAGCAGUACAAAGCCUACAUGGAUCGUUCCUGGAUAACGUCAUUUGCCUGGUCCAUACAUGAGAAAAGCGACACGCAACAACUGCUGCUCGGCACCGCCUCGGGCGGACUGUUUACGUUACAUUUGAGCUCAGAUGCCCAGGUUGUGCUCCAACAUCAGCAGUUCCAAAGCACAUUGGGCCGCAUUUGUUACAUACGCGCAUUCAAAAAACUAGUAGUGGUGGGCGACAAUAACGGCCUGGUUCAUUUAUACAAUCUAAGUAACAAUGAGGGGGGCCUGUUCCUUUUAAAAGCUCUGUGGCUGCGCCCGGAUCGCGUAGGCAUACAAUAUGUUGAAUUGACAUAUUGCUCUAAAUAUGAUUGUUAUUUUAUAGCUUUCUGCAAAGGUGCACAUCUGCUGGUCUGGUGUAUGCCAAACUCGAAAAAUGAUCCCUGGCUAGAGGCGCAACUCUAUGUGGGUGGCAUUAAGAUUACAGGUCUCAGCGCUCUAAGCAGCAACGUAUUUGCUUUGACAACAGCGCGCCAGGAACUAAAACGUGUAGAACUAACUCUUAGCAUGAGUAAUAAGCAGACUCAGUUGAGUCUCAGCAUGGAACCCAUUGAGAUUGAAGACUGUGAAAAUUAUCAGCUGCUAGGCGUCUUCUGCAGCCGGCACAAGAAUCUCCUGUCUGUUCUCCAUUAUCGGAACGAGGAGUCCGAAGUGACCACAGCACUGGCUCGUCAUGCCACGACUAUAAGAUUAGGAAAACUUCACAAAAGCAGUGCCUUGGAUCAACUUAGCGUUGUACUCGAGCCAAACAAACCUAUGAAUCACUAUGUAGAUAUUUUAGCCGAAAUGCGGUUGGAAGUUCUGAAUCAGAUGAAUAUUGAGAGAUAUGAACAGUUUGCUUCGCUGGAGAAUAUGGAAUUGGAUGAGGAGGCUACUGAAGCACAACAGAUGCAACUUCAACUUAAAUACCAUGUGUUGGACGCAAAGCUGCAUGUGCAGGAGACUAUGGCGCUUCACUCCAACCAGGCGGACCAAACCAAGCGUGAAAUGGGGUUUCUGUUGAAGGUCUUGUCUUUGACGCAUAUCCGUCUGCGAUUGCAAUAUCUAGUCUCGUUGGAAAAAUACACGGAAUUCCAGUACCAAACGGCUAGUUGGAUGAUGGCAGAGAGUAUGCGAAUGUGCGCUAAGCUGGAGCAGCAGGUGCAGGCGGACCAACAACAGGAACUGCAGGAGGAUCAUUAUCUACCACAAGCGAAGAAACAACAGGCACUAAAUGCUAUCAUUCGUCGAUUUCUAGGGCAAAUGUCGUCGCCCCUCAAGAAGCUCUACUUAGGAUUGGGCUAUGAAGCGCCAGCAAUUGGAGCACCUACUGAUGAUAGUGCUGGCGAAAUGAGAGAGAAGACUCUGCGUUGCAGGGUGUCUUUCCUGGAGAUAACACCAACGCUGGAUCAACAUUUCUGCAGCCUGUGUGCCCGCAAAGUCUUGAUUGAUAAGGCCAAAUUAUUGGAGUUAUACGAGCCUGCUGCCACGAUUCUCUGUCCCUUCUGUCGAGGCUCCUUACAAAUGGAACUAUUUGGCAGCUAAUAAUGUUACGCAUACACUAUAUGUACAUAUAUGACCAAAAAUAAACAUGAAAUUUUUUAUUAA
Messenger RNA from Scaptodrosophila lebanonensis, 2313 nucleotides. RefSeq lists its product as uncharacterized. The record is from RefSeq and is a predicted model, not a curated record. Lineage: Eukaryota; Metazoa; Arthropoda; Insecta; Diptera; Drosophilidae. Gene Ontology annotation, molecular function: protein binding. The transcript is spliced from 4 exons. Bases 109 to 2250 code for a protein of 713 amino acids.